AUGCCGGACGACAGCUCUGACGUGCCCCUCAAAAUUGACCGCCAAACAACAACUCCCUUUCACUUGAAGCUCUUCUACAGGGAGCAUUCCUUCCACCACCUUUCAGAUUUCCCGAUCCCUUCUCCCCCAUCGAGCGGAAACGUGUCUCUCGCACCUGCCCCUCUCCCUCUCCCUCACCUCCAAAUAUACACCUGGCCCUCUUGCUCCCUGAGAGAACUCGCGCAGCUCUUGACUUCAUGUCUCCCUUCAAUACUUCCAGACCCAGCUGUGGGGACGCGCAUCAGCUUUCGCCUCAUAUACCCCGAUACCAGAACCCAGACUGCUGCCGGAGACGGUCGAGGGAGGUUCUUGAGUAGGGAUAUGGGUAGUGUAAUUGUCGGGCCAAGUGAUGAUGCGGAGAACCGGGAAACUGAUCGUCGAGCAAAUGGGCCACUGAAGCUCCAGGGCGACGAAGCCGACAAAUGUUUACAAGAUUUUCGCUUCGUGAUUGGUGACUACGUGGAUUGUGCCAUUCUCCCACCCCUGUCUGAUGGCUCAAUUGCCCCCGCCAUUGUAAACAGGGGAGUGGUAGGAAUCUCAGCAAUAGGAGGCGGCAUGAGAGCUUUUGGCAAUGGACAGUCCACAUCAAGAGAAAAUGGGUUUAGCAGAUCAAGAACAGGUGGAAGUAUGGGUAGGGGAGGCGGUUUUCCUCACAUGGGCCCAGCAGGUGUACCUGCUGGUGAGUGGAGGAGGGGUGAAAGGGUUCCUGAUGGAGGGGGCCGUGGUUUCUGUCGGGGUUACCCAAGAAGAGCAAGGCCCUAUUGA
Molecule: messenger RNA, 804 nt
Organism: Paracoccidioides lutzii Pb01
Exons: 1
Coding region: 1-804 (267 amino acids)
Biological process (GO): negative regulation of DNA-templated transcription
Cellular component (GO): nucleus
Molecular function (GO): transcription factor binding; transcription corepressor activity
Source: RefSeq, a predicted model, not a curated record